Messenger RNA from Xiphias gladius (swordfish), 1636 nucleotides. Its product is annotated as heat shock transcription factor 2 binding protein. Bases 272 to 1324 code for a protein of 350 amino acids. Gene Ontology annotation, cellular component: cytosol. The record is from RefSeq and is a predicted model, not a curated record. The transcript has 9 exons. Lineage: Eukaryota; Metazoa; Chordata; Actinopteri; Istiophoriformes; Xiphiidae.
AUACUUUGAACCUAUACUCAUAAAAUUGUCUUUGAAAUUUUUCCUUAAUGCUGGGCCGAACAACUCCAGGCUAGUUCUCUGCAUUAAACAUUGAAAUACUUUUUUAGCUAAUUUUAUAACGGUGCUAGUUUUGCCGGCGCAUGUGGGGGUGUAAUAUUAUUACAAAUUUAUGACGAACAUACUAAACUAGGGUGACCACUAAUGCUAACAGCCCCACAGGAAAAGUAGUUCAACAGGACAGGUAGAAGUCAAUAAACCUAUUGGCCAUAAGAUGUCGGCGUCUUUAGGCGGGAAAUCGCCGGCUCUGAAUCACGGAGCCAAGGGUGGCUUUGUCAGGGUGAGGAAGAGAGAUCUAGAGAAGCUGACCACAGAGGUCAUGCAGCUGAGGGAGUUCCUGCCCAGAGUUCUGAGUGGGGACCUGAUUGACUUGCUGCAUAGAGCUCGAGCAACUCUGACAGUGAAGGACCACCUUGCGCAGGAACAGGAGCAGUUGCGACGGGAGUGUCUGCACCUUCAGUCCCGACUGGAUGCAUUGCAGUCUGACUGUCAGAGAGAGAGGGAGGAGAAACUGCUGUUGCGUGAACAGCUGUGGCAGAGUGCGGCAGAGCUGCAGCAGCAGGCCGACUUCUGCUCCGGUCUGGGAUCUGCCACCUGCAGCCUGCUGUGGAGCUGCUCUGCCACUGAGGACACGGUCACACACUGGCUGGCUGAUGGGAAGCUGCAGUCUUUUCUGACUGUAGCUGCUCAGACUCUGGAGAGCUUCGUCAGGUCUUUGGAUGAGGAUGUGAAAACUCAAACUGAGGACCACAACUCCCAGGAGCACCAGUUUGUUUUGGCUCUGGCUGGAACCAUUACUAACAUAGCAGCAGCGACCUGUGGGCGGAACUUCCUGUCCAGCUCGGCUCACAUCCUACUGGACACUCUGAUGAAGCUUCUGGAGCUGAUGAAGCCUGGUGUCUUCCCCAAACUGAAGGUGUACGUGGAACUGUGGUUGAUGCUGAUGGCUCUGUAUAAUGUCAGCAUCAGUGUUAAAGGGCUGAAGUACAUCAGUGAGAACCCAGGACUCCUGCCUCUCAUCUGGACCCUGCUGAACGAUGGAGACUGGGAGGUGUGUCUCCACUCUCUGCGUCUCCUGCAGUCAGUGUUGUUGGAGGAGGAGGUGCUGCUCCUGCUGGGCUCCUCUCUGCUGGAUCCAGACCUCCAGGCUCGCGUCAGCCAGCUCAGCUCUAGUGCGAAACCAAGCUUGCGACUGGCUGCCCAGCAGACCCUGGAGGAUCUGCAGGCCCUCCGACAGGCUCGGGGAUGUAAACAGAACAGCCUUUGAUGUGGAUUCAACAUCUUCAGUCCAGUCCUCCUCCUCCUGUUUUAACUUCCGUUCAUGUCAAAUUAGAGCCAUCUGUGUUUUGGCUCUCAUUAGUACUUCAUGUGAAAAGUGAGGAGAAAAUCUAGAGAUGAAACUUUUCAUUCGUUCAGUUUCUUUCAAGGUAAUCCUACAUAUUAAAGUAAAAGAGAGAACCUUUUAUAUCUAAACUUUUCUAACUUUUUGAGCCUUCAGAUUUGUUCAUAUUGUAUUUUAAUUGGUUGUUACCUGCUUAAUAUGAAUAUGAUAGUACUGGUUUGUACAAGACAUAUUAAA